AUGAAGAAUUUGCUCUGGCCCAAGAACAGGAAGUCUAAGAAAGCCAGUGCCGGCGGAGCCGGCACGGGCUCUGACGCAGGCACUGAUGCGUCCUCGUCGCUUCGGAGUACUAGCUCGCUGUCCGUGAAUAAGCUCACGCACAGCAGCUCGCAUGGCGCGUCGCUGGAUAACUACAUCGCGCAGGCUAAGCGCGGGAGCCGGAGCUCGCGAUCCAGCCAGAACUUGCUCGCGUCGAACAAGAGCAAACGGAUGAGCUCCGCCAACAUGCGCAACAUCACUAACCCUGAGAACACAAUGUCCAGCGGCAACGAACAGGCGCACGGCUCUGGAAAGCUCGGCUACGGCGCCCUGGGGAAGCUGAAGGGAUCGGCCUCGCGGUCCCAGGUGUCGCUCCACUCCAUGCGACAGGACAGCGCCGGCUCCACGCAUCAGCAUAGCAAGGAGGAAGCCGGCUCGAUCCUCUCCGAUGACGUGACAAGCAUAGACUCCAGGAGAUCACAACAUCUGUCCACCUUGGACUCAUCAGGGAAAAUACCCGAUCACGUGAACGUAAACAGUAGCAGAACCUUCAGCAAGUCAAGAGAGUCCCUGCAAUCCAUCUCGGGCAAGUCGUCCACUUCGCCGCAGCCUACGCACACACUCCUGCACGGGGCUUCAGAUGACAACAGGAACACGCUCGCGUCAAUUGACUCGAACAUAACCGAAACAACGAUUAUCAGCGACGGCGGCCCCGAUAACGUAAACUUAACGUUUGAAAACUACGACGAAACGGUGCUGAAAGUGGGCUGGCUGAACAAAUCACAAGGUCAAGUCACAGUACCGUUGAGUUCUACGCAUUCUACCAGCGGAGUCACUACAACAGCUGCCGAUUAUCAACCCAGAAAUAGAGAGAGCAGAAUAUAUGAGACUAACACACUAGAUAGCUCUGAUGAUAUGAGCGGGAAGACUGUGACAACUCUGCCUGACUCACAGAUAACAAUACCUGAUUAUAGAGUAUUUAGAGCUCAAUUGAAAGGUUCAUUACUGACUUUAUACAAGAGCUCUUUGGGGUCCCAUGUGAAAUGCUUUGAUCCCAGCUUAAAGUCUCUUGAGAGCGAUUUGACUACAAAAGAAAGUAAUAGACAAUCUGUGAUUCCUUCAAAAAGUAAGCAGAAAAGUAGUACUAAAAAUGAUGUCAUACCGAAAUCAGUCACAUUAAAACAUCUAAGCGUUACGGGACCUCAUCCUGAUCUCAAAGUUGAUAAGCAUGGAAUUGUUAUCGGCGGAACUGUAGAGGCCAUAUGUCAUGAUAUAUUAUUCACAACAAAACCCAUUCAUUUAUUGCACAAGAAACACUCAAAGAUCUCCAACAAUAAUUCAGAUGAUGACGUCGAAGUCCAAAAAAGUCUUGUUAAUUUCCUAAUUAUUUUACCGAUGCUGGAUCAUUUUAUCAAAUUUAUUAUAACGUUCAAUCAAUUUGGUCUAACUUUUACAAAACACAAGUCUAAGAUUAGUUCCACAUCAUCACAAUACGUUCGAAUCACAGAAGUUGUAGAUACUCAAAUAAGCAACAGGUUAGUCCUGGUCAUAAGAACUAUACUAGAAUUCACUCCAGCCUAUUUACUCGAUGACAAUAUCUUCCAGUCCAUUAUAACUCUUAUCGAUACAAUUUCGUUACACAACGAUGCAAUUUGUAAUCAAAUAAAGAUCGAUGUGGCCACUCGUUGUAACGAGUUGAAUAAACUGACCAAGUUCAGUAAGACUAACAUUAACAAUAAAGAUGGAUUUCUUCCUAUGGAAAGUUUGGUUGACGUUAAUAGAUUCAUGGAACUAGAUCCUUCCAAAUUUGCAGAGGAAGUACACUCGAUCAACCUGGAAUUCAACAAAGUUUGGGCCCCUAGAAAGGAUUUUUCUCUGCUCUAUGACUCCAAAUUCAACAACAAAAAUAUAUUAUCAUUGAGCCCUCUAAUUUUCAAUAACAAGGAUAAUGUACAUUUUCUGGGCAGACUCCUAGUUACACACUUAUUCUCAACUAACCAUAGGAGUAAGGAGCAAUGCAGAAAAACUGCAGAAGUUUUGAACAGAUGGGUGCUUCUUGGUUGCAAAUUCGAGCAAUUAGGCGACAUGGUAUCGUGGUUGGCAAUUGCAACUGUGAUUUGCUCCAUUCCAAUUCUGAGACUAGGCGCCAUAUGGAAAUAUAUGCCCGAAUCAACUGUUAAAAUCAUUUUAAAUGAUUGGGUACCUACAAUUGUUCAGUUAGACAGGAGACAGAUAUCAUCUAAAUCCACAGGAAGCGUUUUUAUUUUGGCGCCACCCAAUUUAGAUGAUCCCAACAUUAAGAAUAAUAUUGUUUCAUAUUUUGGUGAUCUUAUCAUUCAUGCCGAUGAUCUUCCCAACGAUGUUAAGAUUAAAUAUCUAGCUAAGAAAAUAAACAGGACAAAAAAUGCUUUCCAUAAAUGGCAAUCUCGUGUCGAUAAAGAUAAUAGUACUGGACAAGCCGCCACAUUUAAGUCAAUUGAUCCUAACUCUUCUAUGGUUUAUGAUUUCUGGAAUUUCCAUAUCCAUCAACCUCCUAUGAAUAUUAAUGAUAUUAUGAAACAGAGUAUCAAAUGUGAACCGGCCUUGGUAAACCAAAGUGUUUAUUCCAGUAUUGGGCUUAAAAGAAGCUCUUUAAUGACCGGUAGCUAUUUGCCAACUCUUUUCAAUAACUUCCUCAAUUCAUACUCAAUAUUUCCGAAGGAGGUUUUGAUCGGUGCAGCUGGUGUUUUAGCGGAUACAAACAUAAGCAGACAAUCAAUGCUUGCGGCAAAGGAGCUUAAAAUCAGUGAACCUAUAUCUCAAGUGGUUCCAGGAUCCUUAAACUAUGAGCACAGGUAUAGCCAAAUCACAGGUUUGGACAACAUUGAUGGCCCUGUAAAGAAAGAAAUUGCUGGGAAACCUCUCAACAAGCACCAUCUUCUGAAAUCUAUCCGAGAUGCUUUCAAUGUUGAUUUGGAUGUCUUUCAUGUAGGCGAUGAUCUUGUUUUCAAAUCAAUUACAACUAACCAGGGUAAAUCAAGACCAUCAAGCAUCGUUAUUGACACGCCAAAGAGGUUCUCACAAUAUUCUACCUCUAACAGUAGUCCUUCUACACCAAAACUCAAUAGGGAAUCCACUACCAUUGUUAGAUUAAGCAAAGGAUUCGAGAAUUUGGAUUUGUUUGAUAAUGUGGGCAACUUAUCGGAUAGCCUAAAGGAGCUAAACAUUGAUGUUGCUUUAAAGUCAGCCAGUAUCGAGAGAAUAUAUGACUUAUUGGUCCUAACUGUCUCAGCUUUUUCUAGACUUGUUGACUCUGUUGAUCUUACAAAAUACUAUAAGGGCAGGAGAUCUUUUGAUAACAAUACAAAUGACUUAUCUGACAUAGGCCUAUUAGACUUUGCCUAUAUUAAAAUCAACAUGGAUAAUGCGGCUUAUACGGAAACCUUUUUCAAUACCUAUAAGAGCUUCACUACAACAGUCAAUGUGUUAGAAGGUUUGGCUAGAAGAUUCAUUGGCGCCAAGAGUUGUGCUCUAUCCAUCGAGAAAAUUAUUGGUAAUGAAAAUCUGGAUUCACUUAAGGACGAAACUUUAAAGUCAAAGUUGUCUCAAUUAAAUGCAAAGAAAUUCCCUCUAUGGGAUUUGAAUGUGAAUAAAAAUGAGACUGUAAACUUAGGAUUUCUAGCUAAAGUUCAAAUUGGAGCCAUGGAGGCUAUCUAUUAUUUAGUUAAACAUCAUUAUAAUGAUUUUACGGAUGAUAUGAACUGCCACACAACAAUGCUAGAUAUUGUUAAGAUUAUAGAGGAGGAAAUAACAGUUGAGUGGGAACAUCGCUUGAAAACAUCAAAAGAGAAUAACUUAUUCGAUAAUGUUGCACAUCAGGAGCUCGAGAAUUUAAUCAAAAGAUUAAGAGAACUAUUCAAUAUUUUGAAAUCCACAUAUAGAAAGCAACUAUACAAACCUCUGAACAUCUCCAAAACCGAAAGAAACUCGUCAAACUUAUCAGAACAGUUCAAAACCCUUCCUUACGAAGAUUAUAUAGCAUUUUUGUCGGAGGGCGAAGGCGACAAGCUAUAUUUGAAUUUCAAGAACAUGAAUUAUGAUGACUAUGAUUCUAUUCAUGCAUGGGUAAAUGACAUAAACAAUAUCGUAACUUCCAGAUUUGCUGCAGUCACUAGAAUGGAGUGGUUUCAACUCUACCAACAACUCGAUCUGCUAUCAAAUGCUAGUCUUACUUCUUUCUUCCAAUAUCCGUUAAGCGCUAAAUCCUUUUCAACAAUCAACACUGGAAAUCCUCUUUUGAAUGAAGUUGAAAUAACUGAUGUUUUUGAAUGGAUUUCAACAUUAAAUACCAAAACAUCAGAUGUGAAUGAACUAUUUAUUGAUAAAAUUCCAUCCUCAAUAAAAGUUUUAAUCGAAAUGCAUAACAGUCUCAAGUCAUUUUUUGUUUCUGAGCUAGCGAAUGUUAGUGCAAGUUUGGAAGAAAGGAAAAAAGUGUAUUGUACCAUCCUACAACUUCUCAACUAUGUUCGUUGGAAAAAUUCAUCAUUGAAUUUAUUUGAAGGCGAAAUUGAUAAUGAAAACAUAAUCUCACCGCAUAUCCCCUCAUUCAUUGAAACCACAUUAUGUAGAGCAAUUGUUUCCCCUGAGUCUAGAUUUAACGAGUUGCUUUGGAAGCAUGCCCAUUAUACCUUAUCAACAUCUGAUGACAAAUACUCUUUGAAGUCAAUUUCAAAUAUCUUGGACGACUUAAAUGUCUCACAUAUUCGAGCAUUUUUGGAAAUCGAUAAUGUCUAUACUGCUAAACCUCAAAAUUUAUGCCCUUGCCCAGGCUGGUUUAUAACAAGAUUACUUGAAAUUUCACAGUUUGUUCCAAAUAUGAGCAUAUCCAAUACAAAACUAGUUAACUUUGAUAAGAGGAGAUUUGUUUGCAACAUAAUCUAUAACAUAUUGGAAAUCCUCCCAAAAGAUAUUGAGUUAGCUACAACGGCAGAAUCACAUAGAAUGCUGUUUACCAAAUUAUUAGGCGAUAAUGCCGAGCUAAGGGAAAAGUUACGUUCAAAGGCACUGGAAGAUGCCAAAGAAGAAGGUUACCAAAAUACAGGUAUAUUCAAUAAUAUUCUGGUAGAUGAGGUCGAUAAAAUUCGUAGGGAACAUAAGAAGAAGGAAUCUUUGACAUUACAGGAAGCUGAAAAUCAAAGAUCUCUGAACUUGCAGAAAAACUACGCAAUAAACAAGCAUGAUUCACUACUACUGACAAGUAGUACCUCUAAUGUUUCUGCAAAUUCUGCACAUUUACUCCGUAAUAAAAGAAGCUCCACUGCAUCUUUAGCAUCAAGAAGUUCUGUGAUCUCAGGAACCAGUCAUUCGGGAGUAGGCCGAAAAAUUGGAGGCUUUUUCAGGAGACCAUUUUCGAUUAGUGGUUUCAAUAGUACUGGGCAAGGAAUACCACCAAAUGGAGUUCAAGAUAAGUUCAUUUCACCUGAUAAUCUACCACAUCUUGAAUCAAAUAUAUUACAGGAUUAUAAACCUGCAUUGACAAUAAAAACUUUUGAGAUCAAAUCUAUUGUUGACAUAAUCAACCAUAAUAAAGUAUCUUCUUACGCUCAUGCUUUUCGUAUAGUUAUGCAGGACGGUAGCGAGCAUAUGGUUCAAGCUGUAUCAUCAGAAGAGGCCUUAGAAUGGAUUAGAUUGAUUAAGAUUUCUAAGAGAUAUUCUUUCCAUUCGAAAAAAUAUAGCGGCCAGACCCGUAAUAAGAUUUUUGGUGUACCAUUAGAGGAUUUAUGUGUUAGAGAAAACACCUUAAUCCCAUCUAUCGUGGUAAAAUUGCUCGAGGAAAUUGAAUUGCGAGGACUGGAUGAAGUAGGCCUUUAUAGAGUACCAGGUUCGGUUGGAAGUAUUAAUGCCUUGAAGAAUGCUUUUGAUGAGGAAGGUGCUACAAAUAAUACUUUCACGCUUGAAGACGAUAGAUGGUUUGAAAUUAAUGCUAUAGCAGGCUGUUUCAAGAUGUAUUUGCGUGAAUUACCUGAUUCAUUAUUUACCAAUAAUAUGUUUGGCGAUUUCACGAAAGUUGCACUACAGUAUAAGACGUCAGCUAUCGAUUUCGAAGCUUAUAAGGCUGAAAUUAAAAGAUUGCUCAGUCUUCUACCUCCAUGCUAUUAUGCCACAUUGGAACGGAUUGUAAUUCACUUGAACAAAGUUCAUAGGCAUUUGAUGAAUAAUAGAAUGGAUGCAUCCAACUUAUCUAUCGUUUUUGCCAUGAGUUUUAUAGACCAGGAUGAUUUGAGCAGUAGUAUGGGUCCAACAUUAGGUGCAGUUCAAAGCAUAUUACAGAAAUUCAUCACUAACCCUGAAGAUUAUUUUUGA
Nakaseomyces glabratus is the source of this 6360-nucleotide messenger RNA. RefSeq names its product GTPase-activating protein BEM2 (gene BEM2). Gene Ontology annotation, biological process: small GTPase-mediated signal transduction; regulation of GTPase activity. Gene Ontology annotation, molecular function: guanyl-nucleotide exchange factor activity. The record is from RefSeq and is a predicted model, not a curated record. Gene Ontology annotation, cellular component: cytoplasm. Lineage: Eukaryota; Fungi; Ascomycota; Saccharomycetes; Saccharomycetales; Saccharomycetaceae.